CCCGCCACUGUCGCCCUGCCCCGCCAUGCCCGCCGACCUCAGCGGCACCUGGAACCUGCUCAGCAGCGACAACUUCGAGGGCUACAUGCUGGCCCUAGGUAUUGACUUUGCUACUCGUAAGAUAGCCAAGUUGCUGAAGCCACAGAAAGUGAUUGAGCAGAACGAAGAUUCUUUUACCAUCCACACCUACAGCAGUUUGAGGAACUACCUUGUUACAUUUAAAGUUGGAGAAGAAUUUGAUGAGGAUAAUAAAGGCCUGGAUAACAGAAAAUGCAAGAGCUUGGUCACUUGGGACAAUGACAGACUCACCUGUAUCCAGAAGGGGGAGAAGAAGAAUAGAGGCUGGACCCACUGGAUGGAAGGAGACAAACUCCACUUGGAAAUGUUCUGUGAAGGCCAAGUGUGUAAACAGACGUUCCAGAGAGCCUGAACUGCGUCCAGCAACAGAACCCACGUGUGACUGCAGUUGAAUGUUGAAUUCUAUUCUAAAAUGAAGAGAUGCUAAUCUGUCUUGGUUUGGUGAUGGGAACUUGUGGUCAGAGACCUGUCCUACAGCUUGUACCAGAAGCCAUUUACUCAGAUUAUGGGAAGACGCUCAGUUCAAUAAACCUGUCCAAUGACUCUGA
Messenger RNA from Nyctereutes procyonoides (raccoon dog), 626 nucleotides. RefSeq names its product retinol binding protein 7 (gene RBP7). Gene Ontology annotation, biological process: fatty acid transport. Gene Ontology annotation, cellular component: cytosol; nucleus. Lineage: Eukaryota; Metazoa; Chordata; Mammalia; Carnivora; Canidae. The record is from RefSeq and is a predicted model, not a curated record. The coding region runs from base 26 to 430 and encodes 134 amino acids. The transcript has 4 exons. Gene Ontology annotation, molecular function: fatty acid binding.